CCAGUCCCCAUUUCUCCUGACAGUUGUGCUCCAUCGCUGCUGUAAGGUUCAGUGUAUACACAGCUGUGUGCGCUGCUCUCCUGCACUGUAUGGUACACACAUAAUAGGCACACAUGGAAGUUUCCUGGCAAUGAAAACGGGGCAUUGACUGACGAUAUGUGGCCAGCAGCAGGAUUUCACCUUGUUCUGACUUCAGUUCUCUGUACAGCCAGCCUGCAGCUUGUCUCAUAACAAGUGAUAAGCAAUGUGAUGGCAGUGAUGUGCCGUUUGCCGGUGAGCAGCACCCUCCUGUGGGCCAGGUGAUGCAAGAAACGACGGAUUUCUUCAGGUUUGGUGCUACUUGCACUUUACAAUAUGUGUACUUACAGCACGUGGUAUUACAGAUUUAGCCUUACAAAAUAGCUGCAAUGUAUUUCAGUGUUGACAUAACAGGUUAUAUGACUUGGUCAGGUCAUGGCCAGUCAGUCAGAGCAGAAAUUAGAGCAGCUCUGGGUGCAGUUCUGGGCAGUUACUGUGAGCAUUAUCAUGUCCUUGAGUUCUGCAAAAGCUUUUCUUAAUCCAGCACUGCUCAGCUCUUACUUGAGGAUGCCUUUUACCUUAGGAAACCUCAGAGCACAUGGUAUUAUUUUUGUGUUGAUGCCAAAAGAGCCGUAGGAGCACUCAAUUAUGGGGAAUGCCAGCAAGAGCUUUCUGCUUUCUUGAAAAGCAUGGGACAGCCACUGCCUUCAGCUGAAUGAGUGAUUCAUGCUGAUACAGAGCUAAGGGGCAAUCAGCAGCACCUUUAUCUGUGCUCAAGGCCCUAUCUUACCUGUGAACAACUAAUUCUCACCAAACAUAUUCCUGCACUAGAGGAGACCCCCCAGCCCUGUCUCCUGGGUCACAGGCUGGUGGAAGCUGAUUGGGAAAGGUGCAUCAGGGAUCCAGUCCAUGCAGAGCCCUGCCAGUGCCUGGUAAGCAGCAGGCUAGAAACUUCCUGAGCACUUACACCUUUGUCACAGCUUUUGCAGCACUUCUUCACGAGGCUUCCUUCACAUUUCCUUUACUAUCAUCUUGACUCCCACCACACCCUGUGGCAGCCUGCCUCACUGCUUUGUUGUGUGGAAAAGUUUCUCCUUCAGUUUGAAAUCUAAUAGGAGAUCCAGUCUUGUAUAGCAGGUAGUUGGAGAUGUGCUGCAGUUCCUGGGCUUCUUGCCCAUCUGCAGGAACAUCUUUCUGUCCUGUGGUGUUGAGAUGUACCCUCCAUAGCUUGUCUGUCCACUGCCUUGGUGUGCCAUGAGCUGGUGCAUGCUGCUGGGAGAGCUCAGGAGCCCGCGCAGCUCUGCCUGACACAGAGCCUGCCAUGCUGCAGUGGGGCAAGUUGUACCUACAGGUAGGGUGACCCUGUGAGCCAGCCAACAGCUACAGGGGGAAGCAGCAUCCCGCCGACACGGCCUUGGUGCCAUGGGGUCUCGUGAGCAGCACACACGGGUCGAGCCUGAACUGAUGCCAAAUGACCUGGGCUGAAUGCCAGUUCAGUAUGAAAUAAAGAUGUGCCUCCCUGACUUUAUUUCACUGCAUUCAUCUGUAAUCUAUUUAAUCUGCUUACAGAGCCAUUAUAGCAUUUGCAAUUACCAACUUGAUCAUUUGGAAAAGGGUCAUAAGCACUGGACAUUCGUCAUGCAGAGAAAAACAUGAAAACAGCAUGAAGUGCCACAGAAGUUAGCAGGGAAUUAUUUUUACCCUCCUUAUAUAAAUUGGGAGUGCUCCUCAAAUGCUUACUGUGAUGUGCUUGGAAAUGUUUCUUUUCUCCAUCUUCUAGGAGUGGGCAUCAGUGCUGGAGGAAGGGCUUGUAGCAGGAUGUUAGCAGAGUGGACCGCUGUGUACCGUCCUCAGUGGCUGCACAGUUGAUGGGUAUGUGACCUCUGCAGCCACAUUCUUUUAGAUCUGCUACCUCUGCACUUAGUUGCUUUGCAAGGACAUAUGGUCCAUCUCACAGCUUUCAAAAUAGACUAAAAAACAUGCCUUGCAUGUCUGUCUGCACGGUUAAUUGCUGGGAGUGAGCUGUAGCUUAAAUAGUUGCUCUUUAUCAUGUUUAUUUGUAGAUUCCCUGGUCCCUCUCAAACUCUGGAGUGCUGUGACUGCAUUACCAUGUGCAGUCACAGGGUGAAUGACAUUUUUUGCCUCAUAGUAUUUGUGUCUGGAGAGAACUUCGUCUUCGCAUUGCAUGCUCUGCUGUGAUCCCUGUGUGUUAGCAUAAACUUCCUUGCAAAGUAGUGGGAAGCUGCAAAAGCUGUUCUAUUUUCUGGGAAGUCCUGGUGCGCUGCUUCCACGUUCUCUGUUGUUAUCUCUUGCAGAAAUGUGAAUAAUUGCUUCCCAAGAAACCAUCCAAGAGGUUCUGUUCAGCUUUUUUGCCUUUGGAUGCUUCUGUGGCAUUUUGCUCUGUCUCAGCAGUGGGACCAAUUCUGGGCUUAUCUCCUUUUCCUUCUAUUUCCCUUAAGAAAGAAGAUGAUUUGCAAAUGUAUAUGUAUUGACAUUUCAUUUCCAAGUGGAACUGAUCCAGCAGCCAUCUGAAAAGACUGUCAAGUCCCAUAUCUGAAGGGAAAGACAAGCAUCUCUCUUAGAUACCUGGCACCAUUACCUGGCUCGCUUGCCUUGUUUUUCUGUAAAGCUGCGUGUGAUAAGUAACUGUGGAGCAGAGGGGUGCAGCCGUGUACUAAGCCAGGCUGGCCCAUUUAUGGAGCCAAGACAUGUGUGCUGCUAUUCGACAGGCUUCCAGAAGCCAAACAGUUGUCAAUGUAUUUACAAGCCUUAAGGCAAAUCAAAAAUCCUUGUGCAGUGCAGUUAGCUCUGUUCUAAAGGAAAUGAGAGAUGCCAGCUCAUCCUGCUAAACAGAAUUGGUGCAUGGACACAGUGGCGAGACUUGAAUUUGCAGCACUUACCCACUGCAAAGUGCCUGGGUAACAAUCUCAGACACAAUUUCAUGGGUUUUUUCUGCUUUAGGAUAGGAAAGACAACAGCCCACUACUGCAUUUUCCAUGUAUCUGGAACUUGGACUUGUGCUGCUCUCUUGCUAGCCUGCUGCAAUGGCUGUUGCAUAGAUGGAUGCUACAUUCCUCAUAUACUAUGCCGUAAGUGCAAACUUGGGAUUUCAUGCUUUCUGCUUGUCUUGAAAACAGAGGGUGCCAUGCUGCUGGCAGGCAACAUACUGCCUACAGUUGCAUGGUUCAGGCUGAUACCAUCUGCCCAACCCAGCCUUGCCCAGAAUGGAGCUAAACAGUUAAGUGAGUUUAUAGUGGCAAUAAAGAACGGCUCUUCAAGAUGAGUUUGAAAACAAACAGUUUCAGGAGUUAGCUGUAGUGACCUUGCAUUUGGAGCAGUGCAGCCUCACUCGGUUCAAGGUCACAUGAAGUUCUGUUGUGGGUUUCUUUUUUAAGCUGUCUUACACACAUUUUCUAGAUCAAAGGUGAAGUGUUUGCAGUUCCUGCCCUUGCCUCACCUCAUGCAGUAGAAGUGGUUUCAGAGAUGUACACAGUGCUCAGUGUCACUAUGUUCUUACACCCCUUCUGCUAGGAUGGAGAACAUAAAAUGACCUCCGAGCCACAGCCUGAACUUCCAUCACGGAGAGGACUGCGCAGAACCUGCCCUAGCAUGAAGGUUUGCUGUUUUGAAGAGUUUGGUACCGAGAACCUCUGCAGAACAGAAAUGCAUGGGGAAGCCAGCUGGGACAAGGAGCUUGAGAAUGUAAUUGCAGUGAAACUCUCCUGGUGCAAUGGAGGACACGUCAAGACAGAAGUCAGCACAGAGCAAAGACACACUGUGCUCCCCAGUGCCAGAAGAGCCUCCUUCAAACUUUAUACAUGUCAAACUGGAGGAGUAUGAGCCUGCAGACUUCAGCACCAAGGAACUCAUUCUAAAGAAUGCCAGAGAGGUCUGCACAUGCACUCAUCAAACCAUCAUCACCUUCUUCUGUCGGCUGUUCCCAGUGCUGGACUGGCUUCCCUGUUACAAUGUCAAGACACAGUUGCUUGGGGAUGUCAUAUCUGGGCUCCUGGUGGGGAUAGUCGCCAUCCCUCAGUCCAUCUCCUACUCCCUCUUAGCCAACCAGGAUCCCAUCUACGGAAUCUACACCAACUUCUUCUGCAACAUCAUCUAUGUUGUUAUGGCCACUUCACGCCAUAACUCUGUGGGCUCCUUCGGCGUCCUGUGCCUGAUGAUUGGGCAGUCUGUGACCCGGCACCUCCAGCUAGCAGGGUACAGUGAUGACAGCGCUGGCUCUUUGCUGCUGGGCAACUCCACCUCCUCCAGUAACGGGACGAGUGCCUGUGACAGGAGCUGCUAUGCAAUCACUGUGGCUCUUUCUUUGAGCUUUCUGGUUGGUCUUUACCAGAUCCUGCUGGGGGUUUUACAGCUGGGCUUUGUGUCUGUCUACCUGUCAGAACCUCUCCUCAGUGGCUUUGUGACCGGCUCCAGCCUCACCAUUAUCACCUCACAGAUGAAGUAUCUCCUGGGACUGAAAAUCCCUCGUCAUGAAGGGGUAGGGUCCUUCAUCCUCACAUGGAUUGACCUUUUCAGAUACAUCCAGAACACCAACAUCUGUGACCUGGUUACCAGCUUGGUUGCUUUGGCCAUCAUAGUGCCUGUCAAAGAAAUCAAUGACCGGUAUAAGGAGAAGAUGAAGGCUCCGUUCCCCGUAGAGCUGCUGGUGGUCAUUGUAGCCACAGUAAUAUCUUACUACUUUAACUUUGAAGAGCGAUACAAGUCUGAUGUUUGUGGGGAUAUCCCCACUGGUUUCAGGAAACCCACUCUACCAGAUAUAAACCUGUUUUCCAGCCUGGCAGUUGAUGCUGUGCCCAUUGCUGUUAUUGGCUUUGCUAUGACCGUCUCCCUGGCAGAAAUCUUUGGCAAAAAGCAUGGCUACCCUGUCCGUGCGAACCAAGAGAUGAUUGCCAUUGGCAUGUGCAACCUCAUCCCUUCUUUCUUCUACUGCUUUGCCAGCUCUGCAGCCCUGACCAAGACUUUGCUGAAGGAGUCCACGGGGACACAGACCCAGGUCUCUGGCCUGGUCACCUCUCUGGUGCUGCUGCUAGUGCUGCUGUGGAUUGCCCCGCUCUUCUACUCACUGCAGACCUCCAUCCUGGGGGUGGUCACCAUUGUCAACCUGCGGGGGGGCCUGAGCAAGUUCUGUGACAUCCCCCGCAUGUGGCAGCUCAGCAAGCUGGACACGGUGGUGUGGUGGACAACCAUGCUGUGCUCCACGCUGAUCACCACAGAGAUUGGGCUCCUCGUGGGUGUCUGCUUCGCUCUGCUCUGUGUCAUCUUCCGCACGCAGAGGCCCCGAGCCACGCUGCUGGGCAAGGUCAGCAGCACGGAAAUCUAUGAGGACCAGUCCACAUACAAGCAGCUCAGCAGCAUUGCCAACAUCAAAAUCUUCCGCUUCGAGUCAUCUCUCUACUAUGCCAACAAGGACUAUUUCAAGACUGUUCUCUAUGAGAAAACAGGGGUAAAUCCUGGCCUGCUGACUGCUAAGCACCAAAAGGUGGAGGCCCAGGCAAAUGCAGACCCAGGCAAGAGAAAGAGCUUUUUCGGCACCAGGUUUGUCUGCCUGAAGCAAGCCAAGAAAAGGUCUGGGAAGCCUCCAGAGGAUGCCUGUCCUCCCUCCCUAGACAUGCACACCCUCAUCCUUGACUGUGGGGCAAUGCAGUUCAUAGACACCGUGGGUCUCUCAGUGCUAAAGGAGACACGUCAUGACUAUAAGGAGGUUGGUGUUCAGGUACUCCUGGCCAACUGCAACCCUUCCCUCCGCCACCGGCUCCGGGAGGGAGGCUGGGCUGGCGAGGCAGACAGUGGUGGGCAGCUGGCUUUCCACAGCAUCCACGAUGCCGUGCUGUUUGCUGAACGGUGGUACCGUGUCCAGCAGGAAGAGAGCAAGGACAAGGAUGCUCUCCAGGAUGCUGAAGACCUGAACUUCCAGGUGUCUUUAUAAAGCUGUGUGUAAGGACUGUUGCCUAAUGGG
This is a messenger RNA of Pezoporus flaviventris, 5992 nucleotides long. Its product is annotated as sulfate transporter-like. Gene Ontology annotation, biological process: transmembrane transport. Gene Ontology annotation, molecular function: chloride transmembrane transporter activity; sulfate transmembrane transporter activity; bicarbonate transmembrane transporter activity. The transcript has 3 exons. Bases 3749 to 5962 code for a protein of 737 amino acids. Gene Ontology annotation, cellular component: membrane. The record is from RefSeq and is a predicted model, not a curated record. Lineage: Eukaryota; Metazoa; Chordata; Aves; Psittaciformes; Psittacidae.